Molecule: messenger RNA, 1919 nt
Organism: Theobroma umbraticum
Lineage: Eukaryota; Viridiplantae; Streptophyta; Magnoliopsida; Malvales; Malvaceae
Gene: UBP20
Product: ubiquitin-specific protease 20
Biological process (GO): protein deubiquitination
Cellular component (GO): cytosol; nucleus
Molecular function (GO): cysteine-type deubiquitinase activity
Source: RefSeq, a predicted model, not a curated record
AUGAUGGGUGCAGGGCUGGAAAAUUUGGGUAACACAUGUUUUAUCAAUGCCGUGUUGCAAUGUUUUACUCACACUGUUCCAUUUGUUUUGGGUCUUCGAUCUUUGAAUCAUGAGAAGCCUUGUGCUCGUAGUGUUGAGAGUUUUUGUUUACUUUGCGCUCUUCACGAUCACAUUGAGCUUUCGUUGAAUUCAUCAGGAGGAAUCGUGUCGCCUUCCAAAAUUUUUGACAAUUUGAACUAUAUCUCAUCUUUUCUUUAUAGAUAUGAACAGGAAGAUGCUCAUGAAUUCCUGCAAUGCUUGUUAGAUAGGCUUGGUAGCUGUUGCUCAGACUCAAAGCCCAAGAACAAUUGUUUGUCCUCUACAGAUGACUGCCUAGUUAAGAAGGUUUUUGGUGGUCGUCUUGUUAGCCAGCUAUGUUGUUGCAACUGUGGUUACAUUUCCUACUCUUAUGAGCCUUUGAAUGACCUGAGUUUGGAGAUUGAAAAUGUGGACACCCUUCCAAGUGCUUUAGAGUCUUUCACCAAGGUGGAAAAAAUUGAGGAUCAGGGGGCAAAGUUUAGAUGUGAGAAUUGUAAAGAAGAGGUGGCAGUGGAAAAACGGCUUAUGCUGGACCAGGCCCCUUCAGUUGCAACAUUCCACUUGAAGAGAUUUAAGACUGAAAGUGGAUACGUUGAGAAGAUUGACAAGCAUGUGUUCUUCCCACUGGAGUUGGAUUUGCAGCCUUACACUAUUUUCAAUCAGAGUAGUAAUGAGGAACUGAAGUAUCAACUAUAUGCAGUUGUGAAGCACUCUGGAUUUACACCUACUUCUGGACAUUAUGUUUGCUACAUUCGGUCCUCUCCAGCUAUGUGGCAUAAGUUGAAUGAUUCAAGGGUUACUAGAGUUGAAGAAGAAGCUGUGCUUUCUCAGGAAGCCUACAUUUUGUUCUAUGCUAGGCAGGGUAUACCGUGGUUUUCAACUGCAAUAGAAGUACAAAAGCCUUGUGCAGAACCCAGUAUACCUGAUUCUUCACCAAAGUCUGUUCUAGAUAACAUGGAAAUGGAAUGUCCCUCUGAUCCCCAUGUGAAAAGUAGAGCUAAUUGUGGUGCCAAUGAAUCUAAGGAUGUUCCUGGUAGAAUGUCAACUCAGUUCUCUAGGGAAACACAAAAUGAAGUUAAGGUUGAUGAUCUACAUGUUGCUGUUGAGGGGAUUUCUGGAUCACCUCCUAAUGAAUCAGAAUUUCAUGUACCAAAGUCCAUUGAUUUCAUAGAUGAUAAUCCUAUGACCGGUGCUUCUAUACCACCAGGGCCAAGUAGUUGUUCUGAUGGAUUUGAUAAAAAUAUAUCUAAUGUGUCUCAUCAUGGGGAAGACAACGGCAAUCAGAGUGUUGAUGAAGUUGCAAAUAAUAAUACUUUCCCUUUGAUGCCAUCCAGACCUCAAUGCCUAGAUAAGUGUCAGAGGGACUCUUCAGAAUGUGUUCCGCGUGGUCAUUUUAAAGACGAGAAUCGUGGCAUUCAUCGAAGAGCAGUCAACAGGACUGCUGUGGAUCAAGGAAGAACUGAAGCAAUGAGAUAUGCCAAAAGGAUGCCUACUGCACGAGGUGCAAAAUUUAUGGCUCUGCUGGCUCCACAAACUGUAGGUAAAAUGAAGAAAAGAGCAGGAUCAUCUCCUUGCAAAAGGGUCAGCCCUCGCCGUAGAAACAACCAUAGUCUUAUGCACCCUGUUUCUGUCUCACGCUGAACUGUUUCUGACCAUGUUUGCUUAACCUAAUUGGUCGCUUCUUGACCAUCAGAGAGCUAAUACAUUUUAUGCACAAUAUUAUUAAGGAGAGAAAAGGAUUGAUCUUCUGCUGGUUUUCUUUGCAUGUCAGAGAAAAUGUAAAGUUUAGGGUUUUGUUUGGGAAGUAAAUAUCUUAUGGCAUUUUGUUUAUAUAGUUAAUU